Messenger RNA from Aspergillus mulundensis, 864 nucleotides. RefSeq names its product SDR family oxidoreductase. NCBI's taxonomy places the organism in Eukaryota, Fungi, Ascomycota, Eurotiomycetes, Eurotiales, Aspergillaceae. Gene Ontology annotation, molecular function: oxidoreductase activity. The record is from RefSeq and is a predicted model, not a curated record. Bases 1 to 864 code for a protein of 287 amino acids. The transcript has 2 exons.
AUGUCUCGCGUCUGGCACAUCAGCGGCGCAAACACCGGCUUCGGUCUGGAGCUCGCGCUCAAAGCUCUAUCCGAGGGCGACCGGGUCAUCGCCGCCGUCCGAACUCUAUCCAAAGUCCCCGACAGCCUGAACCGGGACGACGUCAAGAUCCUCCAAUUCGACCUAUCCUGGUCGCAGGGAGAAAUGAACGAAUACGCAAAGAAAGCAUUCGCCGCAUUCGGACAGCUCGAUGUCCUGGUCAACAACGCAGCUUACUCGUAUAUGGGGGCGAUCGAGGAGUCUGAAGACGCCGCCGUAAAAGCCCAAUACGACAUCAACGUCUUCGCGCCCCUCCGCCUGAUCCGCGCCGUCCUCCCCCACCUCCGAGAUCAAGGCAGCGGCACAAUCAUCAACUUCUCCUCAGUCGGCGGGCUGAUGUCCGGCCCCGCAAACGGAAUCUACUGCUCGACGAAGUUCGCGCUGGAAGGCCUGACGCAGGCGCUGGCCGCUGAAAUCGCGCCCUUCGGGCUCAAAGCGCUCGUCGUGGAACCCGGGUACUUCCGCACCUCGUUCCUGAGCGCCGUGACGUCUGGUACGAAUAUUGCUCCUGCGUUGGAUGUUUAUGAGGGGACGCCUGCGCAUGAUGCGCGGAAGGCGUUUUUCGCAUAUGAUGGGAAUCAGAGGGGGAAUCCGGUGGAGGGGGUCAAGAGGAUUUGGGAGUAUGUGGCUGAUGAAGGGUUGUUGAAGGGGAAGGAGAAGCUGGGGAAGUUGCCGUUGGGUAGUGAUACGGGUAGUGUACUGAGGCUUGUUGCGAAGGAUUUGGAACACACUGCGGAUAUGUAUGAGGAGGUGUGGAAGAGUACGGAUUUUCCUGAGGGGCAGUAG